AUGUCUAUUGGAGAUGGUAGCAACACAGACAUCUGGACAGAUCCAUGGGUUGUAGGGAUUCCAAAUCUCUCCCCCACUAUGGCCUUUUCUUCUGAUGGCUUGAGACUGAAAAAAGUAAGGGAACUUAUGAAUUCAGAUGCCACUGCUUGGGAUAAUGAGCUUGUAGAGCAAACUUUCAGGCCUGAAGAAGCUCAAAAAAUUCUGAAUAUCCCCCUCAAGGAAGGCCAACAAGAUGCUAUGAUCUGGACUCCUCAUAAGCAAGGUAAAUUCUCUGUUAAAUCUGCUUAUUUGUCCAUUCUAUCUGAAAGGAAAACGCUCUUCACACCCCCCGAAUCCAGCAAACAAAGCCGAAGAAUUUCUAAGACCUGGAAGACCACAUGGGCUCUGAAAAUUAAAAACAAAAUAAAGGUCUUUCUCUGGCGUUGUUGGUACAAAUAUCUAGGCACCAAUGACCAGCUCAUCAAGAGAGGUAUUCUGGUGGACCCCAUUUGCAGUGUUUGUGGGUCUACUGAGGAAUCACUCGAGCACAUUCUAUUCUUUUGUCCCCGUGCUGUAAAAGUUUGGAAGCAUGCCGGCUUACAUUGGGAAGGUAUGCACCUCUCAAACUUCACUUUCCAAACUUGGUGGCAAGACAUCUGUUCUAUGAAGAGAGUUAGAAGCUUUCACGACCGUAUACACUUUUCUUCUUAUUUACUCUGGUGGUUGUGGAAGUCUCGAAAUAUUUGGAUCUUUAAUAAGAUCUGGAAAUCCGAAGUUGAUAUUGCUCGAGGAGCUUGGGCAGAAUGGGUGGAAUUCGAGGAAGUUUCAAAUGUUGGUUCAUAG
Molecule: messenger RNA, 822 nt
Organism: Striga hermonthica
Lineage: Eukaryota; Viridiplantae; Streptophyta; Magnoliopsida; Lamiales; Orobanchaceae
Source: the annotation of a GenBank genome assembly